AUGGACGACUGGGUGUCAAAUGCCAACGAGGCACUGGAGCUCAGCCUCGUCCGGGCUGCUCCGACGGGGUUGCAAACCGUGGCCACAUUCAACCCGCAGUUCACAUACCCCAUUUUCGGCAACGAAGAGACCAUCUUCGGCUAUCAGAACCUCAAAAUCCUCAUCCGAUACAAUGCCUCCGAUAUGCGCCCCAAUUUGUUGGUCUCCUAUGGAAAGAAGUUCAAGCCCGUGGGCGAGAACGAGCCAACCGAUAUCGUCGAAGUUCUGAAGGAAUUUCUCCCCCCAGUGGCAACCCAAAAGUCAACAGAGUUCGAAGAAGCCAUCAAGCAAAUGCCUGCAGGUAGCUACCGUCCUCCUGGCGAUCGCAUCAAAGACCUCGAGACUAGCGACGGCCGUUACGAGAUCUGGAAGGGCAGCCUGGAAGACCCGGCCGUAAAGCAGCUUAUCAACCGGAUUCAGAUCUUCGCCACCCUCUUCAUCGAAGGCGGCUCAUUCAUACAGACUGACGGUUCGGAUCCCGCUGAUCGCUGGACCAUUUUCUUCCUCUUCCGCACGCGCCAGCUACCCGGUGCAGCAACGUCUUAUGAGUACGAGUUUGCCGGCUACUCUACCAUCUACCGUUUUCUGCUGCCUGUUGGGGCCGCUACACCACCUCGCACAACCGAGUUCGAGCUGCCCGGCAGCGAGCCUGAAUUUGCCUUGUCCAAGCUCCCUUGCCGGUCGCGCCUCUCGCAGUUCGUCAUUCUACCGCCGUUCCAGGGCAAAGGUAAUGCUGGUCGCCUUUACGACGCCAUCUUCGAGCAGUUUCUGCACGAGCCACAGACAGUGGAGAUCACCGUGGAGGACCCGAAUGAAGCCUUUGACGACGUCCGCGAUCUGGCAGAUCUCAAGUAUCUCAGCACCAUGCCGGCAUUCCACGAGGUCGUGCGCAUCAAUACAAGCGUUCAGAUCCCAAGAACAGGCCCGUCACCCAAAAAUAUCGUCGACCAGGCAGCUUUAGACGCACUGCGCCACGAAACAAAAAUUGCCCCACGCCAGUUUCACCGCCUGGUAGAAAUGCAGCUGAUGCACAAGCUGGCACCAAGCGUGCGGCCAAGCCUAGACGAGCUGGACGGAGACCAAGCUGAGGCGGUCGGCGGUCCGAGUGGCAAGGGCAAGGCGCCGAUAGCCACCAAGGAGCAGCAACACGAGUACAAGCUCUGGCGACUCUUUGUCAAGCAGCGGUUGUACCGACACAAUAAGGAGAUCCUGGGCCAACUGGAGCGGGACCAGCGCAUAGAUAAGCUGGAAGAAACGCUCCGCAGCGUGGAGCUGGAAUACGCACGAAUCCUGAGCCUGUUCGAGAGUAGAGCAAAACUGCAGGCACCGGCAACCAAGCGGAAGCUGGUGGAGGACAUUGAAGACGACGGGUACGGGAGUUCGUCGAGCAAAAAAGCGCGCACGGACGAGGCAUAA
Molecule: messenger RNA, 1455 nt
Organism: Grosmannia clavigera kw1407
Lineage: Eukaryota; Fungi; Ascomycota; Sordariomycetes; Ophiostomatales; Ophiostomataceae
Product: histone acetyltransferase type b catalytic
Exons: 3
Coding region: 1-1455 (484 amino acids)
Biological process (GO): subtelomeric heterochromatin formation
Cellular component (GO): nucleus
Molecular function (GO): histone binding; histone H4 acetyltransferase activity
Source: RefSeq, a predicted model, not a curated record